AUGUUUCAACCAGCACCACAACCUCCAACUAUUUUGGGACGAUACCGUAUAUUGUCUCCAACAGCAGCUGUUCGAGUGUCUCCAUUAUGUUUAGGUGCUAUGUCUAUUGGUGAUGCAUGGAAUGAAUUCAUGGGUACAAAUUCUAAAGAAAAUUCAUUCAAAAUUCUUGAUGCUUUUUAUGAAGCUGGUGGAAAUUUUAUUGAUACUGCAAGCAAUUAUCAAAAUGAACAAAGUGAAACACUGUUAGGAGAAUGGAUGGUAAAACGAAACAAUCGUAGUCAAAUGGUUAUUGCAACAAAAUUUACAACUGGAUAUCGAUCAGAUUGGAAACAAGAACCGAUUCAUGUUAAUUUUGCAGGAAAUUCAACAAAAUGUUUACAUGAAAGUGUUAAUGCUUCUUUAAAAAAACUUCAAACUGAUUAUAUUGACCUUCUCUAUGUACAUUGGUGGGAUUAUACAUGUUCAAUUGCUGAGCUGAUGCAAUCCUUGGAUCAUUUGGUUAAAUCAGGUAAAGUACUUUAUUUGGGAAUAAGUGAUACACCUGCAUGGGUUGUUGCAAAAGCAAAUCAAUAUGCAAGAGAUCAUGGUUUACGGCAAUUUUCAGUUUAUCAAGGCUUGUACAAUGCUGCUACACGAGAUUGUGAAAGAGACAUUCUUCCAAUGAUUCGAGAUGAGGGAAUGUCUUUUGCACCAUGGGGAGCUUUAGGUGGAGGAAAAUUUAAAACAACAGAACAAAUAGUAGCAAUGGAAAAAGAAGGUGAUAAAGGACGAUCAUUUUCGGGUCUUCUACAAGGUCCAAGCAAAGAUGAUCAAGCAGUAACUGCUGUUUUGGAGAAAAUUGGCAAAUCGAAAAAUGUUUCACUUUCACAAAUUGCUUUAUCUUAUGUAAUGGCAAAACAACCAUAUAUUUUUCCUAUUAUUGGUAUUAGAAAAUUGGAACAUUUACAGGAUUCUAUAAAUGCAUUAAAUGUUCGAUUAACCAAAGAAGAAAUUAAACAAAUUGAAGAUGCAUACAAUUUUCAAGCUGGUUUUCCACAUAAUUUUAUAGGUAUGAAUCCAAGUCAAAGUUGGGGUUUACCUUUAGCAGGUCAUUACGAUUGGGUGGAACAAGAAAAGAGCAUCAAUGCCAAUUGA
Messenger RNA from Adineta steineri, 1134 nucleotides. Lineage: Eukaryota; Metazoa; Rotifera; Eurotatoria; Adinetida; Adinetidae. The record is from the annotation of a GenBank genome assembly.